Molecule: messenger RNA, 9639 nt
Organism: Mya arenaria
Lineage: Eukaryota; Metazoa; Mollusca; Bivalvia; Myida; Myidae
Product: peripheral-type benzodiazepine receptor-associated protein 1-like
Exons: 32
Coding region: 201-6566 (2121 amino acids)
Biological process (GO): neuromuscular synaptic transmission
Molecular function (GO): protein binding
Source: RefSeq, a predicted model, not a curated record
GUGAUUGUCAACUCAGGUGUGCAGUUAGAAAAUAAACAAACCAUUGAAAUCCGACUUGGACAAAAAGCAUGUUAUUGCAAAAAUGUGUUGGAAUAUAUGGAAGUGAUCGAGAGGGCAUAAGAGUGAUGGCUUGAAGAGGAGUUUUGCUGGUGAGAGGAAGAUAUUUCUCAGGGAUAUUUAUUUUUCCGAACUUGUAAACAAUGGAGGCCACAAAAAGAAGGGAAAGACGCAGGGAAGACGGCCAUGGAAGCCAUCACCAUCGACAUUCACGGGAAAACAAUAAUUAUGAUUUUGAUUUUAACGACAUCAGUCGAGCUUCGACCCCAACAAGCCAGUUCAGCUCGAGAUCUGAGGGUCGCAAAAAGGAGCGAGAACAUAAGUACUCGGUCGAUGAUUAUAAGCGUAAGAUCGCUAGGCUAAAAAGUGAGUUGGAUCUAGAAAAAGCGAAAAGUAAAAAGGCUCAUAAAGAGAAAUCUAGUGAGCUCAGAGAGAUGCGUGAUUCAUAUGAAGUUCGGAAACAAGUCGAAAUUGAUGAACUAGAAGAUAAGAUGAAGAGAAAAUUGGAAAAAGAAAAGAAACAAUUGGAAGAAAACUUGAAAAAUAGCAUUAUGGAGGAGAAAGAUAGAGAACUUCAGGAUGUGUUAAAGUUUAAAGAAGAGGAACUAAGAGAAUUGAAGAAAAAGUUUAAGCAAGAAAAGGAUAGUGCUUUGAGAUUAGCCAUUGAUAAUGAGAAAAGAAUAAUGACCGAUAAGGAAAGAGAAAUGGUUGAUGAAAUUGAAAAGCUGAAACAAGAUAGAGAUAAGAUGGAACAACAAUAUAAGAAGAAACUUGCUGAAGAAGCUAAAAAGGAAAAGGAAUUUGCAAAAGUGAAGGAUGAAUAUGAAGGUGAAAUGAAGAGGAUUUUAAGUGAUUCUAAAAAGCUUGCUAUGGGUAACCUUGAAAAGUUGAGGAAGGCUGAAAAAGCUCUCAGUGAACAUGCAGGAGAGUCGGAUGAUGAAUUAGACGAGAUGGAAUUUAAUGAUCUUUUAGCGGAUUUACAGAUGAUGCAGAGUCAGGCAUCUAGCCGAGCAGUGAGUCGCUCAGUGUCUACGACUAGUGAACUUAAGUUUGACGAAAUAAACGCCCACAUAAACAACCUUCUGUCCUCGCCAGCCGUGACACCUGGACCCUCAGGUCAAGGUCACAUGACACCGUCUAUGCAAGGUCACAUCACACCGGGCAUCCAAGGUCAAGGUUACAUGGAGGGGCCUUCACCUUUGACCUUAAAAGGAGUGAAUGGGGAAAGCAAAAGGUCAUCGUCUGCUAUGAGCGAGCCAGCUAGGGACUUAUUUAAUCGUAAGCAGGAAGAGCGAGACCGGCAACUACAGAAGAAAGUUUCAGAACUACAGACGCAGACGCAGAGGCUUGAACGCAAGAUCGCCCUUCUUAAGACCGAAAAUGAAACACUGAAACGGAAACAGGAUGACAAAAAGCCUCUGGAGGAGAAAAUCAAAACCCUCAAAAAGCGAAAUGCCGAACUGGCAGCCAUCGCCCGAAGACUUGAAGAGAAAGCAAAACAUCUACAACAGGAAAAUGUUAAGAAAGCAAAAGAGAUGGCUGCAGCCAGCCAGGGGGCGGGACAAGUGGGCGUUCACUCUCAGGAUCAGAUGAAGAAACUGUUUGCACGGCAACGGGCAAAGGACCUUUCUGAACACGCCAAACAGAUGCUCUCCAAAGACCGAGAAAUCGAGGACCUGCGGAAGAAAUGUCAGGAGCUUGCAGAUUCACUUAGUAAUGCGGACUUCCUCGGACCUGAGAACUGCGAGAUGUACGAGGAGAAGGAGGAACUAGUUGCCAUAAUCAAACAUGCUGCCAAGGAGCGCUUGUCCAUGGAACGCCAGCUUGCCAUCGCCAGACCUGGACAGGACUCGAAGGUUGUGAGCUCGGAGCGUUAUCGAGAACUUGAGGAUACAAACGAAGUUUUGAAACAGGAAAUUGCAAAACUAGAGCGGGCACAGAGUGAUACUGAGCGAUUGGAAAUUGAGCUGACGCAGAAGAAGCUUGAGUGUGAACGCCUUAACCGAGAAGUUGAUGAGGAGAGAGUCAAAUCAAAAAAUCUUGAAGGGAAACUUGUUACCAGUCAACGAGAGCAGACUCAACUGACCAAUCAGGUGACAGGAUUGCAGACACGCCUUGUUGAGCUUGAAAAGGUGAACGAGGAAUGCAGCACCUUGAGAUUAAGCCUGAGUGAUGCUCAACAUGAGUGUGAGGUGGCGAAGAGUGAGGUGUCCGUUCUCCAGCUGAAGGUCCAGAACCUCGAAACUGUUGUUCAGAAUCUAGAAUUUUCUACAGAGAAGUUAAAACAGGUUGAAAAAGACUAUCAUGACACUGUUCAGAAACUACAGUCUAAACAACAGGAGAUUGACCAUCUACAAAAGAUCCAAGAAAGUGCCAGAGACAAGUACGAAACAGCAAUAACAUCGUUACAAAAUAAAAUUCACGGACUUGAAACGCAGUGUGAACAACAAAGCUUAAAACAGCAGGAACUGAAUGAGGAAAUCACAAAGUUACAAACACAAGCAGUGACUAAGUCUCGUAAUAUCUCUAGUGCAGAAAUUCAGACCGGAAGGAGUUUAGAAUUUGCGCCUUCAUCUACGUCAUCACCUAAUCAAUCACCACGUGCCAGUCCGGUUGUUGUGAACGGAACUUUACAAAAAUCGCCAUCACCAGUUACGCCAUCGAAAAGUUCACAACUAAAGUCUCAGACACCAUCAAAAUCACCUGCCAUCAAAUCGCCCAUUACAAAGCCAGUAUCGCCAGCUCACAGUACACCCAUUGCCAGCAAGGCCCAUAACUCUGCAAAGAACUCACAUUCAUCUGAGGUGCUAGCCAGUCAGAUCACCCCAAUUCUUCAGUCAGCUACCCGAAAGUCCAAUCAUGGCCAAGAACACUCAGAGUCUACCAAGUCUGCAGGAACUGAUACAGGUUACGCAGAUGACGAUGAUGUGAACCAGACUAGCAAUUUAUCGCCGGAUCUGGAUAAGGGUGAAUUCGAAGACCCAGAAUUGCUAGCUAUUGCUGAAAAAUUGAAAGAACUCGAAAUUCAAUCAGAUUCUGACGAAAGUUCCAAAUCAGAUAAGGGAGACGACUCUGGAAUGGAGAGCAGGGGAGAUCAGCGUGUAGAAAGAGAGGCGUCAGAAAUAUCGGUGCUAGAAAGUCGCCUGUCAGUCCUCGCUAAGAAGGGACCAAUACAAGUGUACAUUGCUAAAUAUAGCUAUGACCCUUACAAAUAUUCGCCCAAUGAAAAUCCGGAGGCGGAGUUACCCCUCAAAUCACUGGACUAUGUGCUUAUUUACGGAGAAAUGGAUGAGGAUGGCUUCUUUGAUGGAGAGUUGUUGGAUGGGCGUAGGGGAUUGGUGCCAUCAAAUUUCAUCGAAAAGGUCGCUGAGGAGGACAUGGGAGACUUCCAUGCUGCUAUGGCAAAUGCGGGACACGAAGAUGACAGUACUGCAGCAAAUAGUGUGGCCGUUCCUGACCUUGACUCUAGCGAUGACCUUGAAAAGCCAGAUGACCUUGAACAGGACUCACAAUUGCGGGGUGAUAUUACAAGUGACCUUGACAAUAUAGACGAAGAAGACGAGAACAACUUUAUCAGUAGUCAUAGACAAAGCAAGGACCUCAUACACACUGGUGCUCCAUUUCCCCGGAACCUGCAGCUGGAUCGACAGCUAGCCAGCAGUAUUCUUGUGAGCUGGCAGCCGCCUGAUAAUGUUGACCUAGCAGAUAUUCGCUCAUACCAUGUUUUCCUGGAUGGUGACUUUAAGAUGUUGGUACGGGGCAAUGAACGAACCAAAGCACUUUUGGAGAAUGUCGAGUCAAGAAAGAUUCAUCGAGUGAGUGUUCGCUGUAUCAGCUCUCAAGGGCAGUCACAUGACAACCAAUGUACCAUCCUCGUUGGAAAAGACGUGAUCCCUGCACCAUUUGAUCUGCGUGUGUUCGACAUCACGGCUAACACUGUGACGAUUACAUGGACGCCUGGUGACAGUCGCCUGCAUCACGCCAUCUUUGUUAAUAACGUAGAGGCUUGGGUCGCUAAACCGGGCGUUUUCUCUUAUACUGUAACAGGUUUAAGCCCUGCUACAAGUCAUACAGUGAAGAUUCAAGCCAAGGACAUGGCCGGCCGGUUUGACAACAAUGUGCGGGCAGAUAAACUUACAUCCACCGUGGAGUUUACCACUGACAUGGGGGGAGCCCCUGAGCCCCCUGUCAAUGUCCAGGUUGAGUCGGGACCAAAGGAUGGGUCUAUUCUACUGACCUGGCUGCCCGUUACCAUAGACAUAGCUGGAUUCUCCAACGGUGCUCUUGUUGCUGGGUACAGUGUGUACGCGGACGGCAAGAAAGUCAAGCAUAUUUCUGGUGCUACAAAUGAUCACUCCAUCUUGGCCCUGGAUGACUUUGCAGGCCAAGCCCCAAAGGAGCUGUACGUUGUCACGGUAACUCAAGGAAAGAUUGAGUCGGAAAUGUCAGAGGUUGUCCGUCUGCCGGCUAAUCUUGUGCAGGAGUUGACCAAUGGGGCGGCAAAACCGUUUUCUGACAGUCCAAGCAGGACACAUGAGAAAUCACCUAUAAACACACAAGACCCUUUGGAAAAGAUAGACCAGGCAUUUGACAAGCUUAACCAGGUCUACGAGCAGCAGCCAAUAUCACUACAGCCAACAACUACCAAUUUCCAAGAACCGUUCUAUGACAGUAGUUGCUCUGAACUGUCAGAUAUUCCGGAGGUUGAGGAGCCAUCCUCUCCAGAAUCGGCCAAUGAAAACCCUCCUCUCAAAGAUACUUUGAAAUCAUUGGUCAAUGGCAUUUCAAAUCUGUCCAAUGACAGUUUAGACUUUGAGGAAAUAUACCAAAGAAAUCUUACUCAGGAGCAGAUAGCUGAGAAUUCUGGGACCAAGUCUCCAUUAGCAACUAGUCAGGCCACACCCAAGAAGUCCCAGCCCAAAGGUGAAACAGGUCCCACACAGCAAAUGUUACCGCAAAUUGAAAUAACCCAAGAGAGCAGUGUAGCGAGAGACCAUAAGGAAUAUAGUGCCACCAAUGAUAAAGUGUUUGCAAAAUCUGACUCCAAGGGGAGCUCUAAAUCCCCAAAUCAUGAAACAAAAACAGUGAAAGACAAGUAUAGUUCCCAUAUGGAUAAUCGUGAUGGAUAUCGGGAAAAUGUGAAUAGCCGAACACAUGGCGAUGAUUAUGAUAUUACAGACAGGGGAAGUUUAGACCGUAUUAGUGCCAGUCAGAGCGAGCCUCAUUCUGAUCAUAGACAUACCAAGAGUGUGAGCCCGUCACGUAACAGUAACAGCCCACGGGCUCAAGAAAGUCCUCGGACUCGGGAAAGCCCUCGAGAGCGUCAAGAUCACAGUCCGCAAGAUCGGAGAAAAGAUGGUGUCAGUCCUCGAUCAAAGGGCAGACAAUCCGCCAAAAGUCCAGUGCCUAGUCCUUCCCAGUCGAAAUCAAAUAAGCCAUCAUCUGGUUACCAAGGUGAAACAGAAACCUUAGAGCUUUCAAAAAUAUCCUCCAUCGAGAAGGAAGGGGAUAUUUCAAACUUUCCAGAGUCAGACGACGAUUCAAUCACGGGGGAGAUAAAUCCUCCUGUUGACGACAGCCGGAUAAGAUUAUUUGUUGCUUUGUUCGAUUAUGACCCGGAAUCGAUGUCACCGAAUCAAGACUCUUUAGAGGAAGAGCUGCCUUUUAGGGAGGGCCAGAUUAUUAAAAUAUAUGGUGACAAAGACGCAGACGGAUUUUACCGUGGUGAGUGUGCAGGACGUAUCGGCUACAUCCCAUGUAACAUGGUGUCCGAGAUCCAGGUCGACGACCCUGAACUCGAGGAACAACUCAUGCGAGAGGUCCAGGAAAACGGAUCCUUGGCGAACUCAGCUAUAUCCGAACAGUUGUCAACAUCAGACAAGUACCUAAAACCUAUCACAUCUAACGGUGUACAUUUGAGCCCGACGGAUAUGCCUGCAGCUGUGGGUGAAGUCACUGUACGAAGGACGAUCGCCAUGUAUGAUUACGACCCCCAGGAACUUUCGCCUAAUGUUGACGCUGAGGUUGAAUUGUCUUUCAAAGCAGGAGAUAUUAUCAUCUGCUAUGGGGAGAUGGAUGAUGAUGGUUUCUUCAUGGGAGAUAUAAAUGGGCGACGCGGGCUGGUACCCUCAAACUUUUUACAGGAAACCGGGGCCUCAGACGAAGAGGCUCUCGAUUCAGUGAGCGUCGUAACACCCGCAAGGUCAGGCGAAAGUAUCAACACUUCUGAUUCGAGAAAGUCCGAACAAUCUGAGAAAAAUGAUUCUAAACAGCACUACCCUCAACAACAACAACAGCAGCAGCACCAGUCAGCGCGUGCUAGCCCAGGGACGGGUGAUUCCCCAACAGGCGUGGCAAACACCGGACUGGAUCAAGUAACAGAAGACAUCGACGACGAUUUUGGAAUGUCUCGUCCCCGCUCGCUGACGCCCGACGAGCUAAAACAGAAAAAGAAAAGCGGAGGAUUUUUUUCAAAGGGGAAAAACAUUUUUAAGAAGUUUACGAGAUAGCAAGCAAAAAAUGACAAAAACAACAACAACGAUAAAGGUGCUUUUUUGGUCACAUAGUUUACCCAUGACUAGCUUAGACUGAAAAAUUGGCAACUGAUAAUUUCUAACAGGGGAAAGAACUUCUACAAAUGUUCUGUAUAGUAAAUAAUGAAAGAAGAGAAUAAGAAUGGGUAUUGUUACCAUUACAAGUUGAAUUUAAAAAUAAUAUAUUCUUCAUAUUUGAGGUCAUUGCAUUUGGAAUUUUUAUUAGAAGUGAGUGAAGCUGAUAUAUAUGCGUAAGAAAAGUAAAAACAGUGAUAUUAGGUUGUUGGUACCCCUUAGAUGAAUGGUGAUAAAAUGCAUGCUAAAUUAUUUUAAAUAUUGCAAAAGUAUGUUCUAGACACAAGCUAAUAUUAUAUUGCAAAUAAUCCAGAGGCGAAAAAAUUCCUGUCGUUUGACCCAAGUUGAUUGCAAAUAAUCUUAAGACAAAAGAUUUCCUGUCUUGUGACCAUGUUGAUUACAAACAAGCUGAUUGCAAAUAAUCUCAAGAGAAAAUGUUUCCUGUCUUGUGACCCAAUUUAAUUACAAAUAAUCUAUAAACAAAAUGUUUCCUGUCUUGUGACUAAGUCAGGUGUGAAACAUUCCUUCUAUGUGACAGUAUUUUGAUGCAUUGUAAUUUUUCACGAUGUUAUGUAACGUUAUGUGCCAGUAGAUCUGAACUCUUCAAAUUGUGUUGUUUCAUUGUUCUGCAUUUAUUUUGUUGUUUUGCCGACCAAUUUAGAUAUUACAUUUAUAUAAAGUUGAGAUCGUUAAGUGUUAAAUAUGUUUGUUAAAAAAAGAAAGCGACCUGUGACACUCUUUAUAUCUUGUCUUUUGAAUAGAUUUAUGAAAUUUGUUUCCUAAGCUGAAAGUGUAAGUAAAAAAAAUUGACAUCCGUUCUAAAAAAAAACUUAAAAAAAAUUGAUUCAGUUAAAAAAUAUUUUUAAUUGUAUAUUAGACUUAGUUUUUUUUUUUACAAUGAUAAAGAUCGAAGAAGUGCUAUAGUAUCAUCUCAUAUAUUUUGUCAGUAAUAUAAAGUUUAUGAAUAAUAAAUCUUUUUGCCAUAAAAUCAUGUAACUAUAGCUUUUUGCUUAGUAAGCGUUAUAUAAUAUUAUUCUAAUUAUUAUAUUAUACGGUUUAUUAUAGAAUUUUUGUCAAAGACUAGUGAAGUUUGCAUUUUUUCUCUCCAGAUUUUUGUUAGAUUUGGGGCAAUGUUUUUGAUAGAAUAUUUGUCUACAUGGAAACUGUGAUAUAUCCGGCCGUUGUUAAAAAAACCCUGUUUGCAGUGGCUCUGGCAAAAUUUAUUAUAGUUGGUAGUUCUGAAGAAACUGUCUUUGUCCAAGACUUUGUGUUUAAUGAAGGAUAUAUUCGUUUUUCGUGCAUUUUACAAUAUGUAUGCUUUGUUGCUAUUUUAAAAUCUAUGAAGAUCUUAACACGUCUUUGAAAAUUUUCAAAAACUGUGUCCGUCUGCAUGAACGCUUAAUAAAUAUAAGUAUUUUCAUUUUUCUCUUCUUUUAUUUUAUUAUUCUAAAGUAAUGAUGUAAUAUAUUUCAGGUCAAAUAAGGGAAAUAAAUCUGAUAUCUGCAUUUAACAUAUUUGAAAAGGAAUGAUGGAUAUUCCAAAUGUUGUUAACCAUUUGUCAAAUGACAUGGCUUUUGUCCAAUCAGAGUGAAGCAAUAAAAUAAGAAACGACAUCAUAUUAUGCCACUCGGUUCUUUUUGCACGGUUCAUGCAAAAUGUACAUUGUUUUUAUUUUUACUGUAGAAAAGACAUGGGCAAUGUAAAUAUUUAACAUUAAUGAGAGAACCUACAAAUCCCGUUCGGGCCACUGCAAACAAGCGAUGUUUUAAUGAUAGCCACGUUAGUUUUAGUUAGUCUGCAACCCCUUUGUCUUAUUGUAUUUAACAUUCCCUCCAAAAUGUGUACAGAUGUUUAAUAUAUUACGUUUCCAUCGAUAUGGUUGUGUUAAAGUUUUUGUGACAUAUUUUAUAACUUUAAGCAUUAUGUGUAGCUUAAUAAUUUGGUUUAUGUACGUUACCGCUAGGUCUGAGAGUUACUGCAUAGAAAUGAAGGUCCAUAAAGAUUUGUAAUUGUAUGAUGGUAUAUACGGGUAAUAUACCAAUAAAUGUAAUGAUUUUUUGCCCAUUCACACACCACUGAGAAAAAAAGUAAUAGAGAAAAAAGUGUAACUUCUUUUGCGAAUUCAAAAUAUUUUUGUAGAUGUUUCAUUAAUGUUAUGUAAGAUUUAGAUAAAUCUUUAAGUAUAUUCAUGAAUGUCCAACAUCUGAAUAUUUAAAUAAAAAUGUGAGGUUUAAAGAAAAGUAUAAAAUUAUAAAAACAAAUCAUAUGUGGAUGAAUUGUGAUGCAGUAACUUUAAGACUUAUAAAUGCCAAAUGUUGCUGUAUGGAGCAUGUUUAAUCAAAACAUCUUGUUAAGUUUGCUUUAAUAUCAGAUAUAUCUAUGAAUAUUCUGUGAAAAAAUGAGAUAGUCACUUUAAAAAAAAAUCAUAUCUAUAGAUAUUCUGAGAAAAACAAAUUGAUUUAGUCACUUUAAAAAUAUUCAUAUUUAAAGAUAUUCUGAGAAAAAAAUAAAUUGAUGUAUUCACUUAACAUUUAUUAUUGAAUUAUUUGUUCUUGUCUAUGUGGCAAUUGUGGUAGGAUCAUUUUCAGUUUUAAAGACAUUCAGUAUAUUUUAAACUAGAUGUUUACAAAAUAAUUAAUGUAAGUCAGAGCUUUAAGCUUUUUCAGUUUUUUUAGGUGUUUUCUGAAGUCUUUUAGACAUUUUUUUUUAAGUGAAAAUUGUGUUAGAAGCUGUUAAUCUUUUGCUAGUUGAGCGAGUAAGAUUAUUUAUCCUUUUGAAAUAAUGUAUUCUGGAUGGCAUUUAGAAUAUUAAGCAUUAUGUAUUCGAAACAAGAAAAUUACACAUUCCUAUUAUUUGCAUUUCAUUGUAGUAUUUAAGCAAGUGACCCGUGUUUUUGUCUGUUUGUACAUUUAAUCUUGUAAUGUUUUGUAUUGAAUGCUUAUUUAAGCAUUGCAGAAAAUAAUAAAUUAUUUUC